Messenger RNA from Racocetra persica, 179 nucleotides. The record is from the annotation of a GenBank genome assembly. Lineage: Eukaryota; Fungi; Glomeromycota; Glomeromycetes; Diversisporales; Gigasporaceae.
GUCAUUUGUUCCGGACCUAUGCGGAAGAGUCAGGACUUGCAAGACAUAAAAUGUACUCUUUAAUAGAAUCUAUUAUGAAAAAUAAGAUUGUCAAUUAUUAUGCAUUCAGAACGCUAAAUACAAAUAAACAUCUGCUCUCUAAUAUAUCUACGGUCGAUGUUUCAGCAUCAGCAGUAUAG